UCACCUUUCAUUCAGUAUCCAUAUCCCUCCCUUCUACCCAAACACCACAGUCUUAACGCUUAUUUUACAGAGAAACAAGUAUCAAAGAAGAGCAAAAAAAGUAUCCACAACAAUGUAUAUUUCACCGUCUGUAUCAAUACGCCUCCUUUUGGUCCCUAUCUUGGCCGUGGUGGCCAUACAACUUCUAUUUGUACGCGCUGUUUCGUCAGUGAAUAUGACAAAUCCGUACCUACACCAUAAAUGCUUUGUCACUCUAGGGAAAUACAAACCGGGAAGUCAGUAUGAGAAAAACCUAAAACGUAUCAUCAGUGAAUUCCCUAAAGGAAGUUUUAAGAGAGGUUUCAUCUCUAUGACCCUUGGUGAAAGUCCUGAUUUCAUAGUCAUGCUCUUUCAAUGCCGCGGAGACACCCACGGGCCCAAAUGCCGUUCUUGCUAUGCUACCGCCAAACCCGAGUUUUUUAAGAGAUGUCCAAGACACAAAGGUGGAAUAAUAUGGUACGACCAAUGUUCUUUAUAUUUUUCUACGAUCGAUUCUUUAGGCAUGAUCGACUACGACAACAAUUUCUGUAUGUCCAAUGCAACGAAAAUAACCGACGAUCUAUAUAACAAAGUCAAACCGCGGCAUUUCAUCGACGAUAUGAUACAAAAUGCCACUCGUGAUGCUAACCGAGAAGCGCCGUACUACACGACGGAGGAGAAGAGGGUGGGGAAGGAAACAAUAUAUGGAAUGGCUGAGUGCUCCUUUGACAUGUCGCAAAAAAACUGUAGGAAGUGUUUAGAACGAAAUAAUUUCUAUUUUGCGAGAUGUUUUUGGGAUAAACUAGGAGCCAGAGUUUUAGGUAAAAGCUGUAGUUUUAGGUAUGAGUUUUAUCCUUUCAUUUUACCUAAGGCCGGUCCUAAAUAUUUGAAGCCUUAAAAAGCAGUUUAUAGAAAAAGUAUUCGGAUCUUUUCUUUAUGCAAAUUUUAAAUUUUAUUUUAUAUUGAUAUCUUUUUAUUUAGACAAAAAUGUAAGAUGAAGUUUGAAUUAAUCUAUACUCCUCGUUAUAGACUAUAUUCUAUGAAGUUAUUUUAAAUUUUCUUGCAAUUUUUUUUACUGUUCUAAAAUUAUUUUAAGAUUUUAAUUCUAUCAAUAAAAAUAUUUCUUUUGAUAAAUCCUACCAACUAUCCGGUCGGCUAUGCUAAAAACGCAUCUAUUGAUACAUAGUAGACUAGCCUAAAAAUGUUCAUACCUUCUGACCUGAAUUUAAACAAUUUUCAAUUAAUAUCAGGAAGUGUACCAAUCGUCUCUUUCAGCCCAUCAUGUUAACCACUUUGGCAAAAUUUCAAAUUCAUACUCGCCAAACAACAAUAAUUUAACUAGUGGUGGUAGUUUAGUGGCGCUUGAGAGAAAUAAACCCAAUACGGUGAACCCUGGUUCGAACCUCGCUGGCCACACGAAUAUGAGUUAUUGCUUUCGGUUUAUUUGAAUGCCUAGAAAAUAAUCUGUCCAUGGGCUGUACCUCCACCCAAAACUUAGAUAUGUAUCUUUAAUAGAUCCGAAUUUAACCCUUUUAGUUUACAAAAGAAAAAAAACAGCAAUAAUUCAGUUUUAAAAAAAAUCGAGCUCAUGGCUAACGUGAAUACAUGAGAUUACUAUAAGACUAUUAUUGCUUGGUUAUUUUAAAAUCUAUACUAUAUUAAAAGGGAUAUAUGAGCUCCAUUGAGCCUGUCCACAUCGGCAUAAAAAAUCAACCAAUAGGAGAUCAGAUAUUCGCCACGUCAGACGCUCCGCGCGUGUCAUUUGGGCCUCGCAUUCUACAGGCCCGAUAGUGUUCGGAAUCGAAAAGUCUGUGUCUCUCUGAAGUCCCCUUUCUCCUUUGCACGAAGAACCAACCCUAAUUUAUCAAAAUGGAUCUUCGAUCCCCUUUCUCUUCCUCUUCUCUGUUUACUACGUUACACGAAUCUUUAUGGCUCGGAGGAGGAGCGGAGGGAGGCGGUUUCUAGUGUUUCUUGAUGCACGAUGGGCACGAGCAGCGACCCGAUCCAAGACGGUUCCGAUGAGCAGCAGAAACGAUCAGAGAUCUACACAUACGAAGCGCCAUGGCAGUCUACGCAAUGAACUGGAGCGUCCGCUGCGACAAAAAGUACCAUCUCGCCAUCACCAGCCUCCUCGAGCAGUACCCGAACCGAGUCGAAAUCGUCCAGCUCGACGAGUCUAAUGGCGAGAUCCGCUCCGAUCCCAACCUCGCCUUCGAGCACCCUUACCCUCACACAAAGACCAUCUUCAUCCCGGAUAAGGAAUGCCAGCGCCCCGAUCUCCUCGCCACCUCCAGCGACUUCCUCCACCUAUGGCGAAUCGCCGACGAUCACUCCCGCAUCGAGCUCAAGUCGUGCCUCAACAGCACUUUCUCGGUUUGGAAUGUACAAGGUUGAGCUUUUGUGCAAGACAGUUUCGGACACCAGGAUGAGAUCCUAGCCAUUGAUGCGCUGAGGAAGGAGCGUGCACUUACUCUUGGAAGAGAUAGAACCAUGCUAUUACACAAGAUGUCUGAGACCAGUCGUACGAUUUACCGUGCACCUGCAUCGUCUCUUGAGAGAUGCUGUUUCAUCAGUGAGACUGAGUACCUGUCUGGUUCGGACAGGAAUGCACUGUUGAAAAAGAAACCAGUGUUUCUCCUUAAGAAUGCACAUUCCGUUUUAGUUGGUGUAAUCACCACUAAUGGUAAUUGAAUCUUAACAUCAUUUAGUUGCAGAGAUCAUGAUGCUUUCUUCUUUUCCUAAACCAGAAAAUGGUGAUCAUGAUUGUGUGGAGUAUAGCAACUCUUCCACAACGAGUUCUUGGGUGAGUUCAGCUGCUGUGUGAAGAGGUAGUGACUUUGCCGCAUCUGGAGCUGGUAAUGGUUUUGUGCAUUUGAUGGUUGUUGAAGCAAGUGCCCUUUGGAUCUUUAUUCAAGCUUCCACUGAUAAAGUUUAUUUCCUUAAUGUUUUCUAAUAUUAUGUUGAUGCAUCUGUUGUUUCUGAGAGUGGUUAAGAGAAAAGCAUUUCACUUCACCAAGUAGUAAUCUCACAGUGCUUCUUUUAUCAUGUUAGAAGACUGGAUUUGUGAACUCUAUGGCAUUUGCAAAAUCUGGUAAAUUUUUGAUUGCUGGUGUUGGACAGAGACGAGAUUUGGAAGAUGGGGAUGCAUAAAAUCUGCACAGAAUGGUGUGGCAAUACAUCCCUUAAGGCUGUCAUAAGGAUUUAAUGAAGAGUUGGUACUUGUAUUUUUCUGAAUCUCAAGUUAUGUAAUGGCUUCUACUACAAGAAGUUUUGCUCCCUUUUUGUUUGUUUUAUUGUACCCUAUUUUUUUAUAAUACAAGAGUGAGAAGAACUUUAACUUU
Brassica napus (rape) is the source of this 3359-nucleotide messenger RNA. RefSeq names its product putative cysteine-rich repeat secretory protein 17. The record is from RefSeq and is a predicted model, not a curated record. The transcript has 4 exons. NCBI's taxonomy places the organism in Eukaryota, Viridiplantae, Streptophyta, Magnoliopsida, Brassicales, Brassicaceae. Bases 113 to 916 code for a protein of 267 amino acids.